AGAAGAGCAUCCGUACAGUUCCCGACGUCGCAGAACUAGAAAACUUCCCUGCACUCUUCUUCUUCAGCUUCCACCGAAGCGCGAUAAUGGCGGGAUCAACCGCUGCAUCUCUCGCCUGCCUACCCUCUCUCCGCCGCACGCGUCCCGUCCUCUCAUCGCGUUCUCCUUCGCCGCCUCCUCGCCUCCGCGCCGGAGCCGCCCCCUCGCCGAGCUCCCCCCGGGCCGCCGCCGCGAGGGGCUCGCUGGCCGCGGCGAGUCUGCUCGGCGCCGGCUGCUUGGCCCUGGCGCUGGCGAGCGCCGCGUCGGCCGCCGCUGCCGCCGAGCCGGCCUCGCUCCUCGUCGUUCCUUCUCUCCAGCUCGCCGAGCCCGCCAAUGCGCUGUCCUUGCCUACUUGGGCCGUGCACGUCUCCAGCGUCGCCGAAUGGAUCACAGCUAUGGCAUUGGUGUGGCAAUAUGGAGAAGUGUCUGGAUAUGAGUCCUGGAAAGGUCUUUCAUGGGGUAUGGUACCGUUGCUUGGCGGAGCAUUUUGUGCAUGCACAUGGCAUUUCUUUUAUAACUCUGAAUCCCUGGAGGUAUUGGUGGCCCUUCAAGCAGCAUUGACUGUGAUAGGAAAUGCAACAAUGUGCUUUGCGGCAUUCCGCAUAUACAGAGCAUCAGAGGAGCGCUCUGGAAAAUUGUGAAGUUUUCAUGGAAUGACCAUGAGUUUUCAUGAUGCUAGGAGCCGUCUCACUGGUGGAGGUUGAGUUCGAUGGUCCUUGACGGAUUACAUUGAUAUAGAAUUAAUCAUCAUGCAAGAGAUGCUGGAAAAGCUGGACCCUUCGAAAUUUCCUUGAGUUGAUUUAUAUGAUGUAUUCGUAUUUAUUCAUAACAGUGAAAUUAAUUCAAAGUUUCUGAUAAGUUUGUAUAGAUCAAUUGAUUGGUGCCAGCUUUCCAAUAGGCUUCAUUCAAAUGCAUCUCUGGAGUCUGGAUUUGUCAUCUGGUUGCCUCAUCUGUGGACUUACCAAUUUCUUAUUGGAGAAAAAUCCAUUUCCCAAUCGGUGUGUGAUCAGGUUCAGCUUGUAACAUGACAUCUAUGUAAAUCUGGAAAUAUGUUUUGCUUUUACCUUGUUAAUAAAUCCUAGUUGACUAA
This is a messenger RNA of Syzygium oleosum, 1129 nucleotides long. RefSeq lists its product as uncharacterized. The record is from RefSeq and is a predicted model, not a curated record. NCBI's taxonomy places the organism in Eukaryota, Viridiplantae, Streptophyta, Magnoliopsida, Myrtales, Myrtaceae. The transcript is spliced from 5 exons. Bases 87 to 680 code for a protein of 197 amino acids.